This is a messenger RNA of Paraglomus brasilianum, 255 nucleotides long. The record is from the annotation of a GenBank genome assembly. NCBI's taxonomy places the organism in Eukaryota, Fungi, Glomeromycota, Glomeromycetes, Paraglomerales, Paraglomeraceae.
AUGCCACGUAAACCACGCACAGUAUUCACUCAAGAACAAAGCAUGAUCAACCACUACGAAGUGGUUCUGAUCGAGGCAGCGGCCUCAGAAACAGGCCUUGAUAUUCAAACAAUCAAAAUCACAAACGAAAAGGCCAGACACAAGCCUCCUACAUCAAGAAGUGUAACACGCAUUCUGACAGUGAAGCGUUCUCUGUCGGAUUAUAAUGUUUUCAUGAAAGAAUUCUUUCAGAAGACAGAAGUCGAUGGUAAUUAG